CUCAUCAGUUCCCUUUCAUCCUUUUAUCUCCAAAUGGAGCUAUCACCAACGUCGACCACCGUCCUCCACCACUACCAUACAAAUCUUUAACCACGGCCGCAAUUAUCCUGAUAUUCUCCAUUUCCGGCAACAAAAUUCGAUUUUCGAACCUAUUUGAGACAGAUCCGACCAGUUUUCACCCUUUUUGAGACGUUGACUAAUGUUGACCCCCGUUGACCGCGAGAUGGAUCAUCCGAACAUCAGGUAUAAUCUGGACCUUCUAGAAGGAAAUGCAGACCUUAGUGAGUUUGCUAGGAUUAUUAAGUCAGUUAGAAAAGUUAGGCGGACUAGGGUUAGAGAUGGCAUGAUGCUUGAAGAUAUCGAUAUCGUAAACGUAGACUUAUUCUCUCAGGACAGAACUAUUCAAUUGAAAACGGCCGUAGUAGAUUUCGACUUAACCGGAUACAUUAAAAUCGACUCCGAAAACAUUUUGUGGGAAUUAAGAUCAGAUGGUGACUUUCAAUCCCUCGCCGGAUCAAAAGCCUUAGGAAUUUCGUUGAAAUCUGUGAAUGACGGUGACGGUGCAUCUAACAGAGACAUUGGAUUUAUGGCCAUGAAUAACGCGUUUAAUACGCUAUGGACUAGUCACCCUAACGAAAAUCGUGAUGACAUAGAAUCCGCCCUACAAACCAUAAGAUUGAUGUUGUUUGAAACUGCUAAGUUUCGCUGGUCGUUUUUUGAGGUUUAUAGGAAUAUAGAGCGCAAAGUGUUGUUGAGGGUACCUGCAUGGAUGAUGAUUUUAGCGAAUAAUUGGGAUAUUAUUUCUGUGGUGGCAAGAUCCCAGUUACCGAUGCAUAAGUUUUUCCCACAAGAUCUGGAUCCUGCAGUAUGUACCAUAGUCGUAACUUUGAUGUUUUCGACCCUAGGAUAACUCCAGGGGCAGUGUAUUUCGCCCCCGUGGACGCGUGGUGCUUUGCAUCCAUCAUAUAGAUAGAUGAGGUAAAGUUGGUGUUCUCAGUUGUGCUCUCAUUUGAGAAGAGUUCCUAAGACGUUAGUUGUAGAUAAUGAAAUUGUAUCUAUCUAGAGUUCAGGAUUGACUAACAUAGUGGCUGGAGUUGCUAUUGGUAUGAGCAGUGAGUAGUCUUGAUCUUAGGUGUAGUUGGGCAUCAUCAGUGGUAGUACAUGAACCAUUAGUAUUAUUUUCAUUGGACAAGUUUUUUGAACUUAGGUGUCUUUGUCUAUUUUUAUCUUUGUUGAAUUAGCCAUUGUAAUUGUAAUUAUGCAUUCUUGACAAGGCUAAUUAUUUAAUGCUCUAGUUAUCUUUGUUCAAUUAGUCAUGUUUUAUGUCGUUACAACUUUACAAGUUGAUAAUGAA
Molecule: messenger RNA, 1354 nt
Organism: Erigeron canadensis
Lineage: Eukaryota; Viridiplantae; Streptophyta; Magnoliopsida; Asterales; Asteraceae
Exons: 2
Coding region: 200-910 (236 amino acids)
Biological process (GO): negative regulation of translation
Molecular function (GO): rRNA N-glycosylase activity
Source: RefSeq, a predicted model, not a curated record